AUGGAUGAAAUUAUCGACGAGGACGCAGACGAUGUCUUUGACAAAUCCAUUGUGGGACAGAAGCCAGUUAUCACCUAUGUAGCUAUUCUAAUGGUGGUAGGUUUCUUUGGCAACAUACACGUUCUGGUCGUGUUCUCAACACAGUUCAAGAAAAACAGUAAUUACGUAAUUUUCGUUUUGUCACUUGCCGUGAUCGACUUUCUGAUGUGUUCUGUUCACAUGCCACUGGAAAUUCUGGACCUUCUUUAUCCAUACGACUUUUACGACUCUGUCACUUGCAAAUUGUUCCGAUCAAACCAAUCCAUACUGACCAUUACGUCAAUCUUGAUCCUUAUUCUGAUAGCAAUUGACCGUUACCGACACGUCUGUCAUCCAAUGAGAAAUCAGUGGUCGGUUUCUGGCGCCAAAAGAAUGAUCAGAUUCUGCGUGCUGCUUGCUAUUGUUGUUUCUAUUCCAGUACCUUUGCUGUUUGGUCUCGAAACUGUCAAAGUAUCGAAAAACGCGACAAAAACGAUAUGUUUCUUGGAAAACGAAUUGGGUAUGGAAUACGUUCUUCCUGUGGUUUAUAUUUUAUUUCUAAACUUUGCUUUUGUUUGCGGUUUAGUUGUUUUGCUAUUCACUUACAUCUCUAUUGGAAUCACCACAAGGAGACGAGCAAAGGUGCACAUGAUGAUGGCGUCAUUGAUGCUUCCCAAAAAUCACGUCAGAACGUCACAUACGAAAUGUUACUGCCUCAAAUGUUUCUCGUGUAAGAAACUCAGCCGUGUUCAGCAUCAUUCACUCAAAAGUAUAGAUCACAAAAGAUUUUAUCAAACCUUAUCAAGACAAAGAACUACUGUUUUUGGGCGAUCUUCCUCAAAAGACAAUAAAAAAGCAACCAAGGUUCUUUUUUGUGUGACUGUCAUUUUCAUCGUGUCCUACCUGCCGUAUGUCACUCUAGGCCUUCUGUUGACCCUAGGCCAUGAUCUACAGAAUUUCCUUGCGGAUCCUGGAAUUGUGAUGUAUCGGCUCAGCGUCAGGUUGUUGUUGAUUAAUCACGUGUGUAACUGUUUUGUUUACGGAAUAUUUGACCAGAGGUUUAAGACAGCCUGUUUUCAGUUCUACCUUAAUUUGUAUAAUCGUGCCAAGAUGAAAUUAACUAAAGGGUGUAAAAGAUGA
Messenger RNA from Saccostrea echinata, 1158 nucleotides. RefSeq names its product neuropeptide receptor npr-1-like. The record is from RefSeq and is a predicted model, not a curated record. Gene Ontology annotation, molecular function: neuropeptide receptor activity. NCBI's taxonomy places the organism in Eukaryota, Metazoa, Mollusca, Bivalvia, Ostreida, Ostreidae. The transcript has a single exon. Bases 1 to 1158 code for a protein of 385 amino acids. Gene Ontology annotation, biological process: neuropeptide signaling pathway. Gene Ontology annotation, cellular component: membrane.